AUGGUUUAUGAAGCAAUACCUAGAAAUGUUCGCAUUAUCUUAUUAGGUGAACCAGGUGUCGGCAAAACAUCAUUAAUACUUUCUCUGGUCACCGAAGAAUUUACGGAACAUGUUCCUCCAAAAGCAGAGGAGAUCACAAUACCGGCUGAUGUUACACCGGAACAAGUACCUACCAAUAUUGUGGAUGUCUGUCUAAACGAGCAAACACUUGAGCAAGUCUCAGAAGAAAUUGAGAAAGCUCACGUGAUUUGCAUAGUUUUUUCAGUUGACAAACAAGAAACAUUAAAUAAGGUCGCUUCAUAUUGGUUGCCAUUUGUUAGGGAUAAUUGUCCGGAGGAUUACAGAAAGCCAGUAAUUCUAGUUGGAAAUAAAAUUGAUUUGAUUGACUAUUCUGUCAUAGAUAAUAUUUGGGACAUAGCAGAAGAAUAUCCUGAAGUUGACAGAUGCAUUGAAUGCUCUGCUAAGACAUUAACAAAUGUAUCAGAAAUGUUUUACAAUGCACAAAAGGCUGUCCUACAUCCUAUUCACCCCAUAUAUUCAAUUGAAGAACAAGAGUUAACGGAACGGUGUAAAAAGGCAUUGUCAAGAAUAUUUAAAAUAUGUGAUCUAGAUGGUGACGGACUCCUUGAUGAUUAUGAGAUUACAAUAUUUCAAAAGAAAUGCUUUGACACGCCUUUACAAUUGCAGGUUCUAGAUGAGGUGAAAUCAGUAAUUGCACAAAAUAUUGCUGGUGGAAUAGAAAAUGAAUGCAUUACUAUGAAAGGCUUUAUAUUUUUACACUGCCUCUUCAUACAGCGUGGCAGAAAUGAAACAACAUGGACAGUUCUACGGAAAUUUGGAUAUGAUGAAGGUUUAGAAUUAACUCAAGAGUAUCUAUAUGCCAACAUCAAAGUGCCUCCCAGUUGUACAUCGGAACUUUCAUACAAAGGUCAGCAAUUUCUGGCGCAAAUUUUCGAGAAGUACGACAGAGACAAAGAUGGAAUGUUAAAUCCUACAGAGUUAAAGAAUGUAUUCUCCAGUUGCCCUCGGAUCCCUUGGCACAAUUUAAGGUACACAGUACCCACCAAUGAGAAGGGCUAUUUAACUUUGCAAGGCUGGAUGUGUCGUUGGACCCUUAUGACUCUCUUCGACUUACAAAGUACGAGCGCUUACUUGGCCUACUUAGGAUACAAUUUUCUUGAAAAUGACACGCAGAAGUCGGCUUUUCACAUUACGCGUGAGAAAAAGAUCGACAUUGCUAAAAAGCAAUCGAGUCGAAACGUGUACCAGUGUCACAUAAUUGGCCCCAGAAGUUGCGGGAAAACGUCAAUAUGUCGGAGUUUUUUAGGAAUAGCUCAUAAGAAGAUAAAAGCACAUUCAAAUGAGCGAGGCGACGGUUAUCCGAGCGAGAACAACAGCUGCAUCAGCACCGUGCUGGUGUACGGCCAGGAGAAGUACUUGGUGCUGCGGGAAAUCGGCAUCACGCGCGUCUCGGACCCACUUCAGCCACACGAGGUCAACUGCGAUGUUGCGUGCCUCGUUUACGACGUCACCGUCGCCAGGUCUUUUGAGUACAUCGCGAGGAUAUACAUUAAAUACUUUGCGGAAAGCCACAUCCCCGUACUUAUAGUCGGAACUAAGGGUGAUGGGAUGGUGACCAGACAGGAAUACAUUCUGCAGCCGGAAGUGUUUUGUAGCAAAUAUCAGCUGUUACCGCCGCAAAUAUUUAAUAUUAAAGAGAAUAAACACGACGUCCUCGUCAAACUAGCUACGAUGGCUGCAUUUCCACAUUUGAAGCACUUCGCGAGUUUUGCCGGAGACAAUACUUGUUGGUGGAAAGCCGGCAUCGGCGUCGCAGCCGCGACCAUCGUCGGCCUCGUGCUCAUCAAGAUACUCAACUUCCAGAGGCAAUGA
This is a messenger RNA of Leptosia nina, 1893 nucleotides long. The record is from the annotation of a GenBank genome assembly. Lineage: Eukaryota; Metazoa; Arthropoda; Insecta; Lepidoptera; Pieridae.